GCGUUCCCCCAGCUGUUUCCUGUCUACAGUGUCUGUGUUUUGUAGAUAAAUGUGAGGAUUUUCUCUAAAUCCCUCUUCUGUUUGCUAAAUCUCACUGUCACUGCUAAAUUCAGAGCAGAUAGAGCCUGCGCAAUGGAAUAAAGUCCUCAAAAUUGAAAUGUGACAUUGCUCUCAACAUCUCCCAUCUCUCUGGAUUUCUUUUUGCCUCAUUAUUCCUGCUAACCAAUUCAUUUCCAGACUUUGCACUUCAGAAGCAAUGGGAAAAAUCAGCAGUCUUCCAACCCAAUUAUUUAAGUGCUGCUUUUGUGAUUUCUUGAAGGUAAAGAUGCACGUCACGUCCUCCUCGCAUCUCUUCUACUUGGCCCUGUGCUUGCUCACCUUCACCAGCUCUGCCACGGCUGGACCUGAGACGCUCUGCGGGGCUGAGUUGGUGGAUGCUCUUCAGUUCGUGUGCGGAGACAGGGGCUUUUAUUUCAACAAGCCCACGGGGUAUGGCUCCAGCAGUCGGAGGGCGCCUCAGACAGGCAUCGUGGAUGAGUGCUGCUUCCGGAGCUGUGAUCUGAGGAGGCUGGAGAUGUACUGCGCACCCCUCAAGCCUGCCAAGUCAGCCCGCUCCGUCCGUGCCCAACGCCACACUGACAUGCCCAAGGCUCAGAAGUAUCAGCCCCCAUCUACCAACAAGAAAACGAAGUCUCAGAGGAGAAGGAAAGGAAGUACAUUUGAAGAACACAAGUAGAGGAAGUGCAGGAAACAAGAACUACAGAAUGUAGAAAGACCUUCCUGAAGAGUGAAGAAUGACAUGCCACCGGCAGGAUCCUUUGCUCUGCAUGAGUUAUCAGAAGACCCACCAAAAAAGUUUGAUAACAUUUCAAAAGAUGGGCAUUCCCCCAAUGAAAUACGCAAGUAAACAUUCCAACAUUGUCUUUAGGAGUGAUUGUUAAAAAGCUUUGCACCUUGCAAAAAAUGGUCCUGGAGUUGGUAGAUUGCUGUUGACCCUUUAUCAAUAAUGUUCUAUAGAGAAAAUAUAUAUAUAGAUCUUAGUCCCUGCCUCUCAAGAGCCACAAAUGCAUGGGUGUUGUAUAGAUCCAGUUGCACUAAAUUUGUCUCUGAAUCUUGGCUGCUAGAGACAUUCAUUCAGCAGCCUUGUCUAAGUGGUUUAUUAAUUUUUUUUAUUUGCACUUCUUUCUACGCAACACAGGCUGUUUGUUUUACAGUGUCUGAUAAUCUUGUUCAUCUAUCCCACCCCCACCCCAUCACCUUUAUAUUUGCUGAAUUUGGCCUCCUCGAUAGCAGCAGCAAGCAGUCAAGUAGUACACCAAUUUUUAACCCACAAGAUUCUAUCUGUGGCAUUUGUACCAAACAUAAGUUGAAUACAUUUAUUUUAGACACAAAGCUUUAUUUUUCCAUAUCUUGUUAAAAAAAAUGCAAGUAGUUGCAACUUUGAGGCCAAUCAUUUUUAGGCGUAUGUUUUAAGCAUAGAAAGUCUCAAACUCUCAAUGGUUCCUUCAAAUGAUGAGUUAGUGUGUCACCUGAUUAGUAACUUCUUUCUUUUAAUUUUUUCCAUAUAGAGCACUAUGUAAAUUUAGCAUAUCAAUUAUACAGGAUAUAUCAAACAGUAUGUAAAACUCUGUUUUUUAGUACAAUGGUGCUAUUUUGUAGUUUGUUAUAUGAAAGAGUCUGGCCAAAACGGUAAAAUGUGAAAGCAAAACAGAAGAGGAAGCCUGGAGCCAAAGGUGACAUAGAGGGGAAGGGUACUAAAAAUCCAACCAUUUGGGAAAGAAAAGUUCCCCCAAUUAUGCCUUCCAAGAGAAAUGAGACACGAAGUCCACUGAUGCACAGUUGAACUUGAGCGAGAGGAGUGGAAAAAGCAGAAGGCUAGGGAUUUAACAGUCCUGGUUUCUUUUUCUCGCUGAAGAAACAAACAUCUGCCGACUCUGCCACAGACUCACCACUGUGUGACCUUGGGCAAGUCACUUAACCUCCCUGUGCCUCAGUUUCCUCAUCUGCAAAAUGGGGGCAAUAUAUCAUCUACCUACCUCACAGGGGUGGUAUGAGGAUUCAAAUGAUAAAGCUCCAGAUUUUUAUGAGUUGCUCUGAGGGUGGCAAAAUCAGAGCCCUUGAAUUGCUGGGAUGCAAGGAAUUCUAUAAACAACCCAUUCACAGCAUAGCUGGAAAGCUGUUUAGCUGAAUGCUCCUGACAUGUGGAUUCUUGUCAAUGAAGCUAUCCAACUAGCUAUCCAACUACCUAUCCAACUAACUAGUUGUUAAAAGCUAACAGCUCAAUCUCUUUUAAAACACUUUUCAAAAUAACUUAGAAACAUUUGAUCUACAAUUUGCUUUUGUAUUCUGCAUUUGGAUUUAUGAAUACAAAGUGAAAAGAGAGAAAGGAAAAGAAAAAAGGAGAAAAACAAAGAUUUCUAUCAGUGAAAGGGUGAUUAUUCCAUUUUUAGCACUUACUGACUCUUCCAGACAGUUACUAAUAAUCUAAUAAUACUUCUUUUAAUAUCAUGAUACUCUCUUCACUUCUCUAUUCACUUGAAAAACAGUUAUUCCUUUUUUAGGCAAUCUAAAAAAUGACUCAAGAUUUCAAAUAUUGAAAUAAUAACUAAGUCACAAAUUUACUUUCUUUAAUGAAUUUUGUUCUUAUCUCUAGCAGUAGGUACAUAUACAUAUAUAUAUUUUUUUAUUUUGGUAAAAAUAUGCUUGACUAGAGUUUCUAGAUAAGAGGCAAAAAUUUCCUUCACAGCUAGAAAUUUUCUCUCCUGUCUGCUUAGAAGAGUGGCUCCCUAGCCGCACUCUGUGAAUGUGUCUUAAAGACAUUCAAUUGAAAAUUGGUAUCAAGAAAAUCCAAUGAUGAGGACAGGUCCACGGUGACCUAGAAAAUAUUUCCUGUCUACAUAUCAAGAUUUUCUUAUUAGAACAAUGAAUUGCCCAUCAUCCAGAUCUUUUUAUCUACCUUAGAACUUUUUGGUGAAAAGCAACCAGGCUUGAUUAGUGCAUGCAAAUUAUAUCCAUUUUAUUCUUGGAGAGAGUACAUGGAAAACAAAAAUAACAUCUUUAGUUUUCAUCCCACUGGUUCAUCUCAAGGUUCAGAAGCCAGGAAAUAAAAAAAAAAGAUUUCUUGGAUCGCCAAACAUACGCAAAAAGAAGGCCUAGUUAGUGGGUGCCCCAGCUCAGCCAACCAAUAUUUUAACCUCAGCCCACAUCAUUAUUUGAAUUCAGCACCUCUGGCUUGCUGAGCUAUGUUCUGAUCACUGUGGAUAGCUGUAAAAGAAACCACAGGUCAUUUUUGCCCUUCAUCUGUUUUCUAGACAUAUGGGUUCUGUGGAAUGAGAUGCUGGACCCAUUUUCCCAAAACGGCACUUCUGAUUUUUAUUUCAUAUUCCUAGGGUAUACCUUUUCAAACUACUGAUUCCCAACAACACUACAUGCAAACUUCUGCAGACCUAUAGGUUUCCAGACAUAGUUGUAUACAGUAGUUCUAAGGGUGUCUAUGACUUAUUUGAUUUGCUUAAUAAUUCUAUUCACAAAAAUACCCCAAUGAGGAAAGCUUAAAUAUGAGAAGCCAUAUUACCUUUCUUAACUUUUUCCAACACACAGUCCUCUCCAACUGUAUCAUAAAUCAGCUAAUUAAAAAAUUAACUACUUAUACCAACCCACUUAUUUUUAAAUGAAUUAAAACUAGAAGACAAAUUGUUGUCAACACCAAAAGUCAGCUGAUCACUAUAUACUACAGCAGAAUGACCCAGAAUUGACAGAAGGAAGCACAUGAAAUUUUACAACGAAAUUUUAAGCUUAGCUUUAAAUUUUUAAGAUGAGGCAACAUCAAGAUGUUUAUAAAAGAGCUACAAAUAUUGGUAAGAAUGAAUUUUCAACUUAUGGGUUUAUUGCCAUACUAAAUACCAGUCAAAUUUCUGUUCCCACUUCUCCAGCUAUAUAAUUGUAUUGUUUGAACAUUUUAGAAUGAAGAUGCUCCACUGAAAAAGUUAAAGCAUUAUUCCAUUACCUAGAGAUAAGGAAAAACUCUCCCAACACCCACAGAAACACACACAAGCACACACACACACACACUCAUCCUAAAAGUUCAAUGGAAUACUGAGAAGAAAUCACUUCCUUGAAAAAUCUUAUUUAAAAAAGAAAAAAAAAAAAAAAGGCCUAGCCUCACUUGAGAAUCCUACCCCUCCUUGGAAUGUCAGUGUUUGUAUAGAUGAAACCAUCUCAUGCUCUGUGGCUCCAGAGUUUCUGCUACUUUAUGCACUUAGGAGAAUACUUAAAAUGGAAGAUGUAGCACAUUUUGCUUUCCCAUUUAUUGUUUGGCCAGCUAUGCCAAUGUGGUGCUAUUGUUUCUUUAAGAAAGUACUUGACUAAAAAAAAAAAGAAAAAAGAAAAAAAAAAAAGAAAGCAUAGACAUAUUUUUUUAAAGUAUGAAAACAACAAUUCUAUAGAUAGAUGGCUUAGUAAAAUAGCAUUAGGUCUAGUCACCACCACCUUUCAACUUUUAAUCACUCACAAGUAGUGUAUUAUUCACCAAAUUGUGAGUUUGGGGGUGCAAAGGCAGAAGAUGGAAACAUUUUUAAGUUAGAAGGCCCCAUUAUUUUGUUGGCUCUCAAACUCAACAACUUUAGCAAUAUAUUAUCCGAUCUGAACACCUUGAUCAAGAGCAUGGAGUAUAAGUGGGAAAAAAAAAAAAAGACCUUAUAGGUAAAAGGCAGAACUAAAAAAAUGAUUAAGUUACUUAUUGAUUGUGUGUGUAUGUGUGUGCUCUCUGCUCUAAAACAGAUAUUCAGCAAGUGGAGGAAAUAGAAACAAAGAGAAAAAUGCAUAGAUUCACCUCCUAAAAAUACCUUCUGCCACAUCCCCCUUGAGUAAUUCUUUGGCAUUUACUGGUUUAUAGAAGAUAUUCUCCCUUCAUCUAAACAUCUCAAAGAGCAGUAGCUCUCAUAAAAAGCAAUCACUGAUCUCAUUGGGAAGUGUUGGAAAGUAUUUCCUUCUGAGAUGGGGGUUAUCUACUGAAAAGGAAAGAGAAGAAUUUAUGAGAAAUCGUUGAAAGAGAUGGCUAACAAUCUGUGAAGAUUUUUUUGUUUUUGUUUCUGUUUUGUUUUUUUACUUUAUGCAGUCUUUAUGAAUAUCUUAAUGUUCAAAAAUGACUUGUUUUUUUCUUUUUUUAUAUUGGAAUGAGGGAUAAGUUAAACCCACAUAGACUCUUUAAAACUAUAGGCUAGAUAGAAAUGUAUGUUUGACUUGUUGAAGCUAUAAUCAGACUAUUUAAAAUGUUUUUGCUAUUUUUAAUCUUAAAAGAUUGUACUAAUUUAUUAGAGACAGAUCCUAUUUGGCUCUCUUCAUAAGAAAGAGCAUUCCCACUCACAUCACCUGGGCUUCCCCUUCAGUGUUUUCAAAAGACAAAUCUGAUUUAUGCAUCAUUAUGGCAUCAUUUAUUUUUUAAUUUUAAAAUAAAAGAAGUGUGAUUCUUUAAUGCCCCUCUCCUGCAAUGAUCAUAAAGUCCAGAAUCUGAAGGGGCAAAAAUAAGAGGAAAAUUUUGUUGAUUCUUUGUUUUUGGUUUGUUUGUUUAUUUUCAAUGCUAGUGAUUAAUCCUAUAGUAUAUAUUUGCUUAUUGCUAUGUUAAUAUUCUAAAAGACUUUCUUGUUAGGUAUUAGAAACUGAUACAUAGAUACCUUUUUUGUGUGAUUUCUAUUUAAAAAAGGAGGUAAGAAGACUGUCUGAGCUUUAAGUGCGUAUGGUACAGGAUAAAGAUACAAAUUUAAAUAACCAAAACCUAUCUUGAACAAAACCUUUUUAAGGAAACCUCCCAUAGAUAAGACAGAGACCCAGGGAAUUUUUGAAACUGUCUUUUUUCCUCCCAGUCCUUAUUCAUUAGGUAUCUGCCUCAAAAUUUUAUAGAGAGCUGGCCAAGCUGAAAUCCUAGUAAUUAAAGGGUCUUCUUUUAAAACAUACAUUGCACAUGUUCCUUCUUAAUUUAUGAUGCCACACUGAUCUUAAACAUGGUCUCCCUUUCUCCCCAUUCUUCAGCUGUCAUUGAUAAGGUCUUUCAAAGGAAAAAAAACCUUAUUUUUUAACUAAAAAAAGAGAACACAAAAGUUCAAAUGUUACUGCCCAAUCGAAAUGUGAAUUAAGAUAGAGUUUCUCCUAUUUAACCCCUGCUGAAUCACCUGUCAGUAUCAAAAUGACCUUUCACAAUCCUUAGACGCUGUCUUUUUUAAUUGCCUAGGCCUACUGUAUCCAAAAAGUAAACAUUACUCAUUUUCUUUUGCCCAAAAUGCACUGAUGUAAAA
Vicugna pacos (alpaca) is the source of this 6290-nucleotide messenger RNA. It is a transcript of the gene IGF1, whose product is annotated as insulin like growth factor 1. Gene Ontology annotation, molecular function: hormone activity; insulin-like growth factor receptor binding; growth factor activity. Lineage: Eukaryota; Metazoa; Chordata; Mammalia; Artiodactyla; Camelidae. The record is from RefSeq and is a predicted model, not a curated record. Gene Ontology annotation, cellular component: extracellular region. Gene Ontology annotation, biological process: positive regulation of cell population proliferation; positive regulation of phosphatidylinositol 3-kinase/protein kinase B signal transduction; negative regulation of apoptotic process.